This is a messenger RNA of Phodopus roborovskii (desert hamster), 2735 nucleotides long. RefSeq names its product BUB3 mitotic checkpoint protein (gene Bub3). Bases 161 to 1141 code for a protein of 326 amino acids. NCBI's taxonomy places the organism in Eukaryota, Metazoa, Chordata, Mammalia, Rodentia, Cricetidae. The record is from RefSeq and is a predicted model, not a curated record. Gene Ontology annotation, molecular function: ubiquitin binding. Gene Ontology annotation, biological process: mitotic spindle assembly checkpoint signaling. The transcript has 8 exons. Gene Ontology annotation, cellular component: kinetochore; mitotic checkpoint complex; bub1-bub3 complex.
AACCAAUUAGCGGCCGAGAUCGAGCCGUUGGCGUUCGAAAUCAGCCAAUGAUAGUCCUGCUCCGGGACUUCCUCUCCGCCUCCUCCGCUGGCCUGCGAGUGCUCGGAGAGAAACGGGGCGUUAGUGGCCGGUGCGGAAACGUUGCUUAAGCUAACACGAGAUGACGGGUUCGAACGAAUUCAAGCUCAAUCAGCCACCCGAGGAUGGCAUCUCCUCGGUCAAGUUCAGCCCCAACACCUCCCAGUUCCUCCUGGUCUCCUCCUGGGAUACGUCUGUGCGCCUAUACGAUGUGCCCGCCAACUCCAUGCGACUCAAGUACCAGCACACUGGUGCAGUCUUGGACUGCGCCUUCUACGAUCCAACACAUGCCUGGAGUGGAGGAUUAGACCAUCAACUGAAAAUGCACGAUUUGAAUACCGAUCAAGAAAAUCUUGUCGGAACUCACGAUGCCCCUAUCAGAUGUGUGGAGUACUGUCCGGAAGUGAAUGUGAUGGUUACUGGAAGUUGGGAUCAGACAGUUAAACUGUGGGAUCCCAGAACUCCUUGUAAUGCUGGGACCUUCUCUCAGCCAGAAAAGGUGUAUACCCUAUCAGUGUCCGGGGACAGGCUGAUUGUGGGUACAGCAGGCCGCCGAGUGCUGGUGUGGGACUUGAGGAAUAUGGGCUAUGUGCAGCAGCGCAGGGAAUCCAGCCUGAAGUACCAGACUCGCUGCAUCCGUGCCUUCCCAAAUAAGCAGGGUUAUGUGUUGAGCUCCAUUGAAGGCCGAGUGGCGGUUGAAUACUUGGACCCAAGCCCCGAGGUUCAGAAGAAGAAGUAUGCCUUCAAGUGUCACAGGCUAAAGGAAAACAACAUUGAGCAGAUUUACCCAGUCAACGCCAUUUCCUUUCACAAUAUCCACAAUACAUUUGCCACAGGUGGUUCUGAUGGAUUUGUAAAUAUUUGGGACCCAUUUAACAAAAAGCGACUGUGCCAGUUCCAUCGAUACCCCACUAGCAUUGCGUCUCUGGCCUUCAGUAAUGACGGAACUAUGCUUGCAAUAGCAUCAUCUUAUAUGUAUGAAAUGGAUGACACGGAGCAUCCUGAAGAUGGUAUCUUCAUUCGCCAAGUGACAGAUGCAGAAACAAAGCCCAAGUCUACAUAAUCAUCUGGUGGAAGUUGUUUCUCUGUGGAAAGCUUUGCUUCCUACAAACACUUGUUUCCCCCAAGGGCUGCUGUAGUCAUUGGAGACUCCGUCUAGUGUGUGGAUCUCUGUUUCCUGUCAUAACAGCAAUGUCUCUGUGUACUCUGUAAUUGUUUGGGGUGGGGAGGCUUCGUGCCCUUGUACAGUAGUCAAAUUCUUCUGUCCCUAUUGCUGUUAAUAUUCCAGUUCUUUGUAGCACCGUCUAAAACUGUUACUAUUUUUCUGCUGUUUAAUAAAUCAGACUUGGGACUUUUGAAAGUUGGGUGUUUUGAAAGAUUUUGGUAAUUAGUGUCAUUUAUUGCAUAACAAAACUUUGCUUAGACAAAAGUGUUCUUCAUCAAGGGCAUGUUGUGAGUGACAUUUGACCUUUAAAUGUACUCUGCCUUAUUUAUUUAUGUCUGCUUUUGUACAUUUCCCCGGCCCUGGAUAAAGUAACGCACUUGAAUUCACUCAGCCAUUUUGCUAUUGUUCCUGCUCAUGUUCAGGAUUGGUGACACCUGUGAACCAUCUCUAUAGCUCCCCUCAGGAUGGGCAUAGACUGCUGGCCUCAGGGCAUCUCUGGCUUAAUGCUGUAGCAAUGCCAGUGUUGUAGAGAGCAUGCAUCCCCGUGCUGACAGUGACAUGCUUUGCAGACAGAGAACGAAAUGACUUAGCCAUCAACUACUACAUGAAAGGGAAGUCCUUGGGAUGGUAAAUGAUGUAGCAGCCAGGGGCUUACUGGUGGCAUUGGUCCUAUGGUAGGAUUUUAUGCUUAUUAAAGUCAUAAUCACUUGAUUGAGUACAGAGCAUAAAUUCCAAACAUUGUAUUAAAGAUGACCAAAUUAAAGCCAUGUAUCGGACUUGUGUUUGAUGUCCCUCUCUGACCCUUAAAACAAAAUGUUUCUCCCUGACUCCUCUGCAUACUACUUGCCCACCGGCUCAGUUUGCCUGUUUGUUAUUACAACUACUUUUACCUUCAGUUUCCCAGGUGUAGUUUACCAUGGCCUUUUCUUUUUGAGGAUGAAUGUCUGUACACCAACAGUGUGCAGUACACUCUGAAGGCAGAAGAGAGCAUCAAAUCCCCUGGGACUGGAGCUAGAGAUGGUUGUGACCAUCCAUGUAGUUGCUGGGAAUUGAACUCUGGUCCUUUGGAAGAGCUACCCAGUGCUCUUAACCUUUGAGCUCUCUCUCCAAUCCAGCAUUGGCAUUUUAAAUGAGUUUUCUUACUGAUGCUGUAACUGUUUCUUCACUCUGUCUUUCUGCCGAUUGCUACUGUUCUCAGGGUCUUUUGGGUGUAUGUUACACAUCAGCCCUUUUCUUAAAUCCUGUGUCUCCUAGAAUGAUGUGUCUCUUGUGUUUUAGCAGAGUACAAGUCAGCAUAAUUGGUAUGACAGACCAAAGUUUGGUCAAAUUUGCUCUUUUUGUAUGUGGGGUAUCUGGUGGGUGGGUGCAUAUGUGUAUCGCUAUAUUUAGUGCUGGCUAUGAUGUCUUGACAUUAUUUUACAAUAAAUUGUCACAAUUUUCAGAAACUGCUCAGUGUCUUGCAAAAUUAAGAAACAUGAACAGUAAUACUUGG